This is a messenger RNA of Lactuca virosa, 825 nucleotides long. Lineage: Eukaryota; Viridiplantae; Streptophyta; Magnoliopsida; Asterales; Asteraceae. The record is from the annotation of a GenBank genome assembly.
AUGGUUCGUGAGAAUGUAAAUCACAAGCUUGAAGAACUGAAGGUUGAUGUAUCCAAAGAUCUUCGUGAGUUGGAUAACAAAUAUUCUUCUCUUCUUGAGAAAGUUGAUAUUAUAGCGGAUGGUGUUACUACGUUUGUUAAAACCCAUCAAUCUUUUGAUCAUAAGUUUGAUGAGAAAGCAACUGCUGCUGUAACAAGUUUUGGAAAACUUACUACUCUGCUUGAAGAAUUGAAGGGAAUUGUUUCGAAGUCUAGCUCAUCCUCAAUCUUUACUCCUGAGUUUCUUGAUCAGAAGUUUCGUUACUUCGAGGCUACAAUUCAAAAGAUGCUAGCUCCAUUGUCUCAGUUUGUUACUAUCUUACCAACAAAUGCCUCGCCUGUUAUCACAGGGGUGCAAGGGGGAGAAAAGGAAGGUGUUGGUAAAGGAGCAAAUGUUUGUGAGAAAACGAAUGAAGAAACAAAGGUUGUGGGUAAAGUUUUCAAGACUCAAAUUCCUACAACAAAACCUAUAUUUUCGAAGGCUGAACCUGUAAUAGCAACUACAGUUACUACAAGGCCAAUCACAAAAGGCAUUGUAAUUGGGUCAACUGGUGAAGGGGAAGUAGUUCGAAACCUAAGGAAACUACAACAACUUCAGACAGAGGGAAAACAAUUUCUUGUUGAAAAGAUGAAAGAAGAAAGAAAUGCAGAAAUUGAAGCAGAGAUGGAGAAGCAAAGUCAUAUUCAAGGUAUUUUGAUGCUUCGUGCUUCUGAUCCACCUAGAAUGAACAAAGGUGAUCCAACGAGAUUGCACAGUUAUGAAAAUAUUGAAGCCAGAGUUGCAUAA